AUGAUCUCGCUCAAUGCGCGUAUCAACGAAAGCAUGGAUGAGAUCUUCCUACUCACGGACAGGGUCAUCGAGGAACUGUUGUCCGAGACGCGUAAGUUCAUUGGCUGCAUCUACAAAAUAGCUGAGGCGGUGGCUCUUAUUGAUCUGGUAUGCAUCCUGACCAUGGUCUUCAAUUUGCUACGUAAGCUGAAUACCACUAUACGCCAGAUCUGUUCCUUCACGACCUACGUGACUGUGACUCCCUCCUGCGCGCUCUAUCGAAAGAACGACACCUUCAUCACGGAGGCAUCUAAUUUCCACGUCAUCACGGGUCCGAACAUGUCGGGGAAAUCGACGUACCUUCGUCAAGUGGCUCUUCUGACGAUCUUGGCUCACGUUGGGUGCUUUGUGCCGGCCACGUUUGCUUCGUUUCGGCUGGUGGACCGCCUGUUCACGCGCAUCGGGACCAGCGACUGCAUGGAAAGGAACUGCAGCACGUUCAUGGUGGAGAUGAAGGAGAUGGCCUUCAUCAUACAGAACGCUACCAACCACAGUUUGAUGAUCAUCGAUGAGCUAGGGCGUGGCUCCUCAUACUUGGACGGCGCGUCGAUCGCGUGGGCCAUCUGUGAAUAUCUCCUGUCCCUGCGAGCAUAUACCCUCUGUGCAACGCACUACAUGCAGCUGGCGGAUCUAGAAGCCAUCUACCCGAACGCAAAGAACUACCACCUCCAAGUCGAGCACGAUCGGAUGAAGCUACGUCCAACCUUCAUGUAUACGCUCAAGGAAGGCCCGACCGACCUCAAGUUCGGCCUGGUGCUGGCUGAAAUCGCCGGCUUUCCUCCCGACGCCGUCGCCGCCGCCAGGGAGAUCCACCGCAAGCUGCAACAGAGCGACACCGCCAAGAAGGAGAAGGAGGCGCAGCACCUGCGAGAGCUCAGUCAACUCGCGCAACGGCUUCUUAACCUCAAGACGUCGACCCUCUCUCCAGAGCUGUUGCGUCGUUACUUGACGAACCUGAAGGAGAAGUUCAUCGCCGCUCAACACGAAGAAUGA
Molecule: messenger RNA, 1032 nt
Organism: Acanthamoeba castellanii str. Neff
Lineage: Eukaryota; Discosea; Longamoebia; Acanthamoebidae
Product: DNA mismatch repair protein
Exons: 9
Coding region: 1-1032 (343 amino acids)
Biological process (GO): mismatch repair; reciprocal meiotic recombination
Cellular component (GO): nucleus
Molecular function (GO): ATP-dependent DNA damage sensor activity; ATP binding; mismatched DNA binding
Source: RefSeq, a predicted model, not a curated record